Molecule: messenger RNA, 4336 nt
Organism: Erpetoichthys calabaricus (reedfish)
Lineage: Eukaryota; Metazoa; Chordata; Cladistia; Polypteriformes; Polypteridae
Product: zinc finger protein 501-like
Exons: 3
Coding region: 286-1776 (496 amino acids)
Biological process (GO): regulation of transcription by RNA polymerase II
Molecular function (GO): DNA-binding transcription factor activity; RNA polymerase II cis-regulatory region sequence-specific DNA binding
Source: RefSeq, a predicted model, not a curated record
AAUGAGCCGUAGACAGAAUACCUUUCUCUAGACAAAGGCUAAUUUGAGCAAAUCUGGUAGUGACAAUGCAUAGGUGGACUUCUCUGUUGUCGCCUUUGGUGACGUCACAGGGCACUGUAAUCUAAACACGUCAUCAAAGGCGACAAAAACAAGUGUCUUUAAACUGAGAAGGACACUAAAAUGAAGUGCCUCUAAGCUUGAGCAGUCACCUGGAGGCAGUAAACAAGACGGCGUGUUCUUGUAGUUGGUAAAGAAGAAGCAGUUUCCGUUUACCAUAGCAUCAAGAUGAAUGUGAAAGAGGAGAUGUGUGAGGCUGACAUAAACAACAUGGAGAUAACAACUGCAAAUAUUAAGAAGGAGGACUCUGAAUGGGAGUCUGUCUACCCUAACAAGGAGAAUCUUUGCAUUAAGGAUGAGCAUCAUAAACCGGUAACUGUGGACAUUAAAGAAGAGGCUGAGGAGACGUCUGUCAGCAUUGAGUGGCACAGGCAAAAAAGUAUGGAGUGUGUCGACAUCAAGUUGAAGUCUGAGUCAUUACAGUCUGACAUAAAGAGGACUGAGGACAUUUUGCCUGUUAGAACUCAAGGAAAUCAACCAGCACCUACGCAUCAGUCUGUCGAAAAUUUACAAGACAUUGGCACCAUGUCCUUAUCUUCAUUGCCUUUGACAUCCCUACAGUGCACAACAGAACAUGCACAGCAAAAUGAAAAUAUGAAGAUAUUGACUUCUGGAUCAGAGAUCUCAACCCCAGUUGUUUUUCAAAGUAGUUCUUUGCCAGUUGUGAAGCUAACAAAGACAGAUAAAAGAAACUCUCAACAACACAUUAACAAUACAAAUUCAUCUCCUUUGCCUGUUUUACAAAAGAGAAAGAAAAGGUUUAAACAGAAAUGUAAAUACAAUGAUAACCAGGACAGUCAUACAAGUAAGAAGUUACAUAGCUGUUCUGAAUGUGGCAAGCAGUUUUUAUAUAGCAGCCAGCUUAAGACUCAUACAAGAAUUCACACUGGAGAGAAGCCAUAUUGCUGUUUGGAAUGUGGAAAACGAUUCUCCAGAAAUGGCAAUCUUCAGACGCACACAAGAACUCACAGGGCAGAGAAGCCAUAUUGCUGUUCUGUAUGUGGAAAACGAUUUGCUAACAAUUGCAAUCUUCAAUAUCACACAACAAUUCACACUGGACAGAAACCGUAUUGCUGUUCUCAAUGUGGCAAACGAUUUGUUAACAAUAGCAAUCUUCAGUUACAUUCAGUCAUUCACACGGAGCAGAAGCCAUUUUGCUGCUCAGAAUGUGGAAAGGAAUUCACCACCAAUGGUACUCUUAAGCGGCACAUACGAAUUCACACUGGAGAGAAACCAUAUUGCUGUUCUGAAUGUGGAAAAGAAUUUACCACCAGUGGCACUCUUAAACGGCAUGCAAGAAUUCACACUGGACUCAAGCCGUAUUGCUGUUCUGAAUGUGGUAAGCAAUUCUCGCAAGUAGGGAAUCUUCACAAACACACAAGAAUUCACACCGGGCACAAGCCAUAUUGCUGUUCUGAAUGUGGAAAGAAAUUCUCACAAAUAGGCCACCUUCAGAUACACACAAGGAUUCACACUGGAGAGAAGCCAUAUUGCUGCUCUGAAUGUGGAAAAGAAUUCUCGCAAAUAGGUCAUCUUCAAACGCACGAAAGAAUUCACACUGGAGAGAAGCCAUAUUGCUGUUCUGAAUGUGGAAAGCAAUUUUUGCAUAAUAGCCAGCUUAAGACUCACAGAAGAAUUCAUACUGGAGAGAAUCCCUGAUUCACAGGACUAAUAAAAAGAUAUUUCAAGGCCCAUGUUGACAUCUCGCCUAUUACCAGAACCCCAUACUAUUGGAAAAAAAGAAGCAUUAGUGUGAUCAUUUUUUUUAAGGAAUAACAUUUACAGCUCUACAACAAAAAUGUCAUGACUAAACAAUAAGGUUCAGUUCUGUUUAGUUAGUAAGCACACAAAGAUAUUUUGGAGACUAUAACCUCAAGAGAGUGUGGCAAACCAAUUAUUAAUAGUGGUGAAUCUCAGAAACAUAAAUGUAUGAUACUGCUGAGAAGAUCUCCUGCUCCAGUCCCAAACCUGGAUGGCAUAAGACCGAGUGCCAAACACCUAAUCAGAGACACAGCAAAGUAGCUGGAUUACUGCACUGGAAAAAUAUACCACAAAUGUAUUGGGACCACACUCCAGAAACAGUAAAAAAAAAAUGAGGAGUUGUUAGUCUCUUGGGACAUGCCAGUUCUAACAGACAGAAAAACAGAUGCUUGGGAACCAGACAUUGUUAUUGGAGAGAAAAAAAAAAUCGCAUUGAAAAAUUCCUGGGUAAUUGAAGUACCAAUCCUAAGCACUUAGACUGGAGGGACAAAAAAUAAAUAAUUAUUAAAAAAUAUAAUUGGAAAUAACCCACAGCUGAAACAAAAGGACUGAAAUUGGGGAAGUUGUACUAUGAUCAACAGAACUCAUUAAAAAGAGCUUGAAGAACCACCUUGAAAUUUUUCCAAUUACCAUAAACACAUUUGAGCUACCCUAAGAAGUACUACUAGGAACAAUGAAGGUGCAAUCUCAAGUUCUUGCAGAAGAAAAGUCACUUCAUGACUCAAGGGUGAAGUUUACUCCUGCCAGUGUUAAGAAUUUAACUUCGAGAAGUCCUCGUCCUGUUAUGAAUGUGGAAAAUGAUUAUUGCACUGUAGCCAACUUCGGACUCAUAGCAGAAUUCAUACUGGAGAAAAACUGUACUGCUGUUAUGACCAUGGAAAACAAUGCACCACCUGUAGCAAUGUUUGGAUUCACACAAGACUUUAAACAGAAGUGGAGUCAUACUACUGUUCUGAUUCUGGAAAUUUCAUCUUGGUAGAAAUUGUCUGAUACACAUUAAUAUAUGCGAUCUGAGAUGUGCCAGAUAUGAAGCAAAACACCAGGGGCCUCAUGUAUAAACGGUGCAUAUGCACAGAAAUGUUGCGUACAAACGUUUCCACGCUCAAAUCGCGAUGUAUAAAACCUAAACUUGGCAUAAAGUCACGCACUUUUCCACGGUACCUCAUACCCUGGCGUACGCAAUUUCUCCGCUCGGUUUUGCAGAUUGGCGGUACCCAGCGUCAAAGCAGUGCUACUGUUCCUGCGUGCACUGCAAAGCAGUGUUACUGUUCCUGCUUUCUUUCUUAGAUCCACAUUCCUGAUGCGGCUUUAUAAAUACUCUGAAACUAACUGCAGAUUGUUUAUUAGUGUAAUGCAUCUGAUUGUAAUUAACCUGCAGCAAUAUAAUGGUCCAGGGAAUAGCCAUAGUAUUCCAAAUACCAUAACUGCUUUAGCGUUGUUACUCUCAAUGCAUCUUCUUCUUCUUUCAGCUGCUCCUGUUAACGGUUGCCACAGCAGACCAUCUUUUUCCAUAUUACUCUCACUGCACCACUCGGAGUAUUUAUAUCACUGUAUCUGAGUGGGGAAUCACAGCCGCAGCUGAUCGGAAAGAGAAUUAUCAGUAUACAGCAUGAAGCAGAUACUGCCUGAGCCACAGCAAACGCUUCAGAGACUUUCCUGUAUGGACUUCGUGGUUUAGAAAAAGUUUCAUCCCAAGAACUAUAAACGCACUCAAUCAGUCCAUCAAGUGCUCCUUGUAGACCUGUUUGUACUUAUAAGUACAAUCACCUCACUGUAAACUUGCACUAAAGUUAUAAUAUUGCACAACCUGCGCCACUUUAUAAAGCGCAUAUCUACAUAUGAUGACGAUAUCAUUUUUAAGAUGAAAUGCAGCAAAAUAUGUUGAUUAUAUUAUACAGAUAAAACUUUAACUUCAUUUAAAAAAUCUGUAUUGUUAAUAAUUAAACAUGUGAGGACACGGUGCCGCAGCACUAGCUAGUUCAGGGAUUGUUCCUGCAUUGCGUUGUAUUCUUGCUGGUGCUGACGCGACACUGGAAGGAUAGAUGGAUAGAAUAAUUAAACAUGUACUACGAAGAUAUUUCAAUGUUGCUUAAAAGUUUUGAAGAAUAGGCGUUCUAAGCUUAUAGAUGGCUUCACGUCUAUUACAGAGCUGAUUGUGUGGCGAUUGGGUAUUUGGAGAAAGAAAAGUAAGGACAGGAAUUGGAGGUUAGUACGUUUGUAAGAGACAGUACUGCUGCAAUAAAUUAUUUCAUCGAAGGUCGCGCAUGGCGCAGCAAGCCUCUUGUGUGAGACAUGAACAAGCACUGCGACACCGUGUUCCCAUGUUUAAUAACAUGCUUUCAUUCCUAUCAUCAUGAAAAAGAUAUCACGUAUACAUCUCAGUAUUUUAAUUAUUCGGAGAGCUGUAAUAUCAUGAAUGUAAUGGAUUCUGUGUCCUGUUGGAGAAAGAUAAAGCCCG